AUGUCUUAAGGAAAUCGCAGAGGUUGCAGUGAGGAAAACGCAGCACGAAACCUGCCCUCUUUCGUCAAAACCGAAUACAACUUAGCUCUCUCCUCGCUUGCUUUUUCUCCCUCUUUGCUUUUUCCCCCGCCCGGCCCUGCCUCCACUGUCGCCCUCUGACGUUUUGGCUUCGGCUGGCUCCCAAGGAAAGUUGGCUAAGGCUGUGCCUGGAGGUUGCCGUGGAGACGAAGAGUUGCAUCGGCUUUUCCUGGAGAGCUGAGCUUCCUCCAGAAAGAUAAAGAGUUUCGGUCUUUUCCUUUGCCCGCCAUUGCCCUUCCCUACGCCGCCCCUUCCCGGCGUUGAGCGACCGAAAGCGCUUCAAGAGAACAGCUCGCUUCUUGCGGUUAAUCGUGAGACAAGCCUGCUGCUUCUGCUCUCGAAAUGGAAAAUCCAUCACUAUGCAUAGAAUCUGAAUACAUCAAGAAUCUUCAACAGCAAAUUUAUUUCCUUGAAUUGGAAGCUAAGUUUCUUCGUGAACAGACUAAAAAAGCAAUUAAUACUCAGCCUUUCCUUGCAUGUGAAAUGGAACAUAUGCUACAAAACCGACAGACAUUACAGUGUAAGGCUGAUAGCCUUGAUCUGGAGCUGAAGCGAAAGAAAGAUGGUUUACACAUGCUGAUGAUGGAAAGAAAUCAACUUAAUAACCAAAUCAGUAUGGCUAAUGAGCAGCAUUUAAAAGAGAAACAGGGUUUGAUAGAGGAAAUCAGGCAAUGGAAGAGAAAGAAAGCAGAGAAGGAUGAGCAAAUCUCUGCAAAGCAAAUUGAGAUCUCGUAUGCUAAGCAGGAACUGGAAGAAGAACAAAUGAAUCUGAAAAACAAAGAACAAACUAUCCUUAUGCUAAAAACAAAGGUGACGCAACAGUUGGAACGGCAAAAGGCAAUGGAGUUGCAGCUUUCUGAAAAGAAAAAGGAAUUUUUGGAUAUGCAGUCUGCUGUACAUGAAAUGGAAGAAAAAAUCCUUAAGAAAACAGCAGCAAUACAUGCUCAAAUUACUCGUGAAUUACGGAAUGAGACAUCUUUUUUGCACCAUCAAAUUCAUGAACGAGAGCUACUGGCAGAACAGGACCGUCUCUUACGAAGUAAAAUAGCGGAUGAUUAUGCAGCUUUGACCAAGGAAAAUAAUCUCUUGCAAUCCAGGUUUUUGGAACUUGUCAAACAAACAAACAUUGAAAGAGUUCUCAAGGAAGAGAUGUAUACAACCCAUUCAGCGAGCAUUCCUCAAUUUCUGACAGUGAAAGAUCAGGAAGAGCAACUGCAACAUGAAAUUAAGACACACCAAGACCUUCUGGAGCAAGAAAUGAGCACCUUCCAGGAACUUGAAGAUAAGAUUAGCCUGUUAGAAAAAAGAAGCACAAGUGUUGAUUUAAAUAUUGCAACAUUGAGUAGCCGAAUAGCUGAAGUUAGAGCUAUGCUAGAAAAAGAAGAACAAGACAACAUUGAACUAAAAAGAGAGAAUUCUCUGCUAAUUGAUUUUGCAUCUAAUCUAAAAAAACAGCUGGCUGGAAAAGAAAAUAGUCUACUGGAGGCAUCAAAUAAGAUGCUGGGCCUGGAUGAAGCAAUUUCAGCUUUAAAAAUGAAGCAUACAUUACAUCAAUCUCUUCAAUCAGAAAAAUGGGACAAAAUCUCCAAAAUGGCAAAUUCCAUGAUGAAACUCAGCAAUUCAAUGGUGAAUAUUAUUGACAGAAUAGGAAAAGAAUAAUUGAGAUGUGUUAAUGAGCUUUGAUUUCCUAUGAGAAAUGUUGAAUUAUGUAUGAUUUCAUAGAACCUUCUUGAAUCAUGUCAAUUUAAUGAUGUUACUUAUUCUUUGAAUCAUGACUGUACACAGAAAGAAGAUGCAGUGGUAUUUGGGAAUGACUUUGGGAGAUAGGAGGAAGACCCACAGACAAAUGGGUCUUGAUCUAGUUAAAUAAGCAAUGGUCGGAUAAGAAGUAGCUGAGCCCUCAGUAGAAAUGGGGGCAUGACAAAUUUUAGAAGGGACUCUUUCUAGUUUCUUGAGGUGUAGAGAAGGGGGGGUGAUGUAUGUUCAGGCUCACAAGAUUCUGUAUAUUUAACAUUACAAUAAGGAUGGAGUUGGUAUUUCUGGUAUGCUUCUUGUCUGGACUACCUUGCAAGGCUGAAAUAAGACGACUUUGAAAUUGAAAUCUUCAAAAGCAAUUGUAUAAAUUUAAGCAUAAUCUAUACUUACCUUGCAAAUAUUUAUACAUUUAAUUAUUACUGAUGGAUUUAGAACAUAUUUAAAAAUAAUUAUAAUUGCCAGGGCACAAUUUAUUAUGUAGCAUGAAAUAAUUCUUUUACCAAAGGACAAUAUUUAAUAGAAUUCAAUGGGUUUUGCUACCAAGAAACAGAUUGCACUAAGAAUAUAUCUUAUUUAAUAGAUUUUUAAAAUGUUAACUGUUAAAGCUGAAAAGCAGCAGCAAAUAAUAAUGUACUGCAUUAUAGGAUAAUAGGUGAUACCUGGCAGCAUUUAUUUUAUUCUGCAUCCUCAACUUUAUAUAUAAGAUUUUAAACCAUUGUACAGAAAUUUAAAUUUGGUAACCUUUGUUUAAAUGAUUGUGUGUAUUCUGGUCUUAAGUGUAUUAUAGGAAGUUAGCACUCAUCCCUCCCCUAGAAAAAUGAAAUAAAUUUCAAUUUCAAAUCUUUACUGUCAGUGCACAACAUAUGUACAAUGAGAUUGGUUGAGCUCCCUCAGUGCAGCCCUCCCAACACAAUACAACUCACAGUGAAGACAGAAAAUCCCAAAUCCAAUAAAUCAUAUUAACAAAACACCCA
Messenger RNA from Pantherophis guttatus, 2807 nucleotides. RefSeq lists its product as uncharacterized. The record is from RefSeq and is a predicted model, not a curated record. Lineage: Eukaryota; Metazoa; Chordata; Lepidosauria; Squamata; Colubridae.